Ipomoea triloba (trilobed morning glory) is the source of this 4105-nucleotide messenger RNA. RefSeq names its product probable manganese-transporting ATPase PDR2. The transcript is spliced from 22 exons. Gene Ontology annotation, molecular function: P-type ion transporter activity; ATP binding; ATP hydrolysis activity. Gene Ontology annotation, cellular component: endoplasmic reticulum membrane. NCBI's taxonomy places the organism in Eukaryota, Viridiplantae, Streptophyta, Magnoliopsida, Solanales, Convolvulaceae. Gene Ontology annotation, biological process: intracellular calcium ion homeostasis. The record is from RefSeq and is a predicted model, not a curated record. The coding region runs from base 298 to 3837 and encodes 1179 amino acids.
UAACAAAACCCUAAUUCUCUAAAUCCCCAAUUUCUUAAAAUUUUUUUUUUCUCUCUGUACUAGUCUUUUGUGAAGUGAGUUCGAUUUUCCUCUUCCAAAGACGAUCAUGGCUUCGUUGUUCCGCUCAGGCAGCUCUCCGUUCUGCACUUCAGCGAGACACUGACUCAGCGUGGUGCGACGGUGCGUCCGCUCGACGCCUUAGCUAUCUCAGCGUAGUGCGUUUUGCCACGCCGACUGCUCGUCUCUGAGUCAUCUAGUUACCUACUUGAGGUCUUGAGGUUAUCGCCGGCGGCAGAGAUGACGAGGUUUCGGGUCGGUGGGAAAGUGGUGGAUAGUGUGGAUUUGCUGAGGAAGAGGCACCGACUAUGGCGCUUGGACGUCUGGCCCUUCGUGUCUUUGUAUGUGUUGUGGCUACUUGUGGUUAUUCCUAGCUUGGAUUUCGUUGAUGCCUGUAUAGUUCUCGGUGGCAUCGCAGUUUCCCACAUUCUCGUGUUCCUCUUCACUGUUUGGUCCGUCAAUUUCAAAUGCUUUAUCAAGUAUUCUAAGGUUGAUGACAUUCAUCUUACUGAUGCCUGCAAAAUUACUCCAGCAAAAUUCUGUGGCUCUAAAGAAGUUGUGCCACUCUACCUUAGAAAGCUGGCAUCUUCAUCCACUGAAAAUGUGGAUGAGAUUUAUUUUGAUUUUAGGAAGCAACGAUUUAUCUAUUCAAAGGAGAAGGGAACAUUCUGUAAGCUUCCUUAUCCUUGCAAGGAAACAUUUGGAUACUAUCUUAAGAAUACUGGCCAUGGAACUGAAGCUAAAGUUGUUGCUGCUACUGAGAAAUGGGGCCGUAAUGUGUUUGAAUAUCCUCAGCCCACAUUUCAGAAAUUAAUGAAAGAACAAUGCAUGGAACCUUUUUUUGUAUUCCAGGUCUUUUGUGUGGGUUUAUGGUGUUUAGAUGAAUACUGGUACUAUAGUUUGUUCACCUUGUUUAUGCUGUUUAUGUUCGAGUCAACAAUGGCUAAGAGCCGUAUAAAGACUCUAUCUGAGCUUAGACGUGUAAGAGUUGAUAGUGAGACUUUGAUGGUGUAUCGCUGUGGCAAGUGGGUAAAAUUAUCUGGAACUGACCUAUUGCCUGGAGAUGUUGUGUCCAUUGGGCGUUCUGUUGGUCAAAGUGGAGAGGACAAGAAUGUGCCAGCUGACAUGCUUUUGCUAGCUGGAAGUGCUAUUGUGAAUGAAGCUAUACUGACUGGUGAAUCCACUCCCCAAUGGAAGGUUUCAAUCAUGGGUAGAGGAGCUGGUGAGAAAUUAUCAGCUAGACGAGACAAAGCUCACGUCCUUUUUGGUGGAACAAAGAUUUUGCAACACACACCAGAUAAGACACAUCAAAUGAAGACCCCUGAUGGUGGCUGCUUGGCUGUUGUUCUACGAACUGGGUUUGAGACUAGCCAAGGAAAAUUGAUGCGGACUAUAUUAUUUUCCACUGAGAGGGUAACUGCUAACAGCUGGGAAAGUGGACUAUUCAUUCUCUUUUUGGUCGUGUUUGCGCUAAUUGCAGCUGGCUAUGUUCUUAAGAAGGGGCUUGAGGACCCAACAAGAAGUAAAUACAAGCUGGUUCUCAGUUGUUCCCUGAUUAUUACUUCAGUCAUCCCCCCUGAGCUACCAAUGGAGCUAUCAAUAGCUGUUAAUACAUCUUUGAUUGCACUAGCACGACGUGGGAUAUUUUGCACUGAGCCAUUUCGAAUCCCAUUUGCCGGGAAGGUUGAUAUAUGUUGUUUUGAUAAGACUGGGACGUUGACAUCAGAUGACAUGGAAUUCUCUGGUGUUGGUGGGCUGACAGAUAGUGAAGACUUGGAAAGAGAUAUGAGUAAAGUCCCAAGACGAGCUCUGGAAAUUCUUGCCUCUUGCCAUGCAUUGGUUUUUGUUGAUAAUAAGCUGGUUGGUGAUCCUCUGGAGAAGGCUGCACUUAAGGGGAUUGAUUGGUCAUACAAAUCAGAUGAAAAAGCCAUGCCAAAAAAGGGUGGAGAUGAUGCUGUUCAAAUUGUGCAUAGGCACCAUUUUGCAUCUCACUUGAAGAGAAUGGCAGUGGUUGUUCGGAUGCAAGAGCAAUUUUUUGCCUUUGUAAAGGGUGCACCAGAAACAAUUCAGGAUAGACUUGUUGAUGUUCCACAUUUCUAUGUCCCUACCUACAAGAAAUACACCCGUCAAGGAUCACGAGUGUUGGCCCUGGCUUUUAAACCUCUUCCAGAGAUGACAGUUAGUGAAGCCAGAAGCCUGGAAAGAGACAUUGUGGAAAGUGGCCUUACUUUUGCUGGCUUUGCGGUAUUUAAUUGCCCCAUCAGAGUAGAUUCAGCUACUGUAUUGUCUGAGUUAAAAAAAUCAUCACAUGAUUUGGUUAUGAUUACUGGUGAUCAAGCUUUGACAGCUUGCCAUGUAGCUAGUCAAGUUCACAUCAUUUCCAAACCAGCAAUGAUUCUUAGCCGUGCAAAGAACAAUGAAAAAUAUGACUGGGUUUCGCCUGAUGAGACUGACAUAGUCAGUUACAGUGAGAAUGAAGUAGAAGCUCUUUCAGAAACUUAUGAUCUUUGUAUUGGAGGUGAAUGUGUUGAGAUGUUGCAGCAGACAUCAGCUACACUUAAAGUAAUUCCAUAUGUCAAGGUAUUUGCAAGGGUUGCCCCUGAGCAAAAGGAACUUAUUAUGACCACUUUUAAGUCUGUGGGAAGGAUAGCACUGAUGUGUGGUGAUGGAACUAACGAUGUUGGUGCCUUGAAGCAGGCACAUGUUGGAGUAGCUUUGUUGAAUGCAAUUCCGCCCUCUAAGGGUGAGAAAUCUGCAUCAUCUAAAAAUGAACCCCCAAAAAAUCCCAAGUCAAAGAAACUCAAGCCUGCAAUAGAGAAUGGAGAUGGUAGUGUGAAUAGUAGAGGUACUUCAAGGUCAGAAUCCACCAGUAGCCAAGCUGCUAACCGCCAUCUUACACCGGCAGAGAUGCAACGGGAGAAGUUGAAGAAACUCAUGGAUGAGCUAAAUGAGGGCGGUGAUGGUCAAGCCCCUAUUGUUAAACUUGGGGAUGCCUCAAUGGCAUCACCAUUCACUGCAAAGCAUGCUUCAGUAGCCCCUACCACAGACAUCAUCCGUCAAGGUCGCAGUACCCUAGUAACCACCCUCCAGAUGUUUAAAAUACUUGGACUUAACUGCCUUGCGACUGCCUAUGUAUUGAGUGUGAUGUACUUGGAUGGUGUGAAACUCGGUGACGUCCAGGCUACAAUCAGUGGGGUAUUUACUGCUGCGUUCUUUCUAUUCAUUUCGCAUGCUCGCCCACUUCAAAACCUUUCAGCUGAGCGCCCUCAUCCAAAUAUCUUCUGCGCCUAUGUUUUUCUCUCUCUUCUAGGGCAAUUUGCCGUUCACCUCUUUUUCUUGAUUUCUUCUGUCAAUGAAGCCAACAAAUACAUGCCAGAUGAAUGUAUCGAGCCAGACUCCGAUUUUCAUCCGAACCUUGUGAAUACGGUUUCAUACAUGGUGAGCAUGAUGCUGCAGGUGGCUACCUUUGCGGUGAACUACAUGGGCCGUCCUUUCAACCAGAGCAUAUCAGAAAACAAACCAUUUCUUUACGCCCUGUUGGGUGCUGUUGGUUUUUUCACUGUUAUCACCUCUGAUUUAUUCAGGAACUUGAAUGACUGGUUGAAGUUAGUCCCGUUGCCAACAGGAUUGAGAGAUAAGUUGUUGGUCUGGGCAGUUCUCAUGUUCCUGUCUUGCUACUCGUGGGAACGAUUGUUGAGGUGGGCCUUCCCGGGGAAGAUGCCAGCCUGGAAGCACCGACAAAGGCGUGCUGCAGCAAGUCUAGAAAAGAAGAAGCUCUAGAUUUGAUUUGUAAUGAAUCACGGCACAGUUUAGACUGAGAUCAAUUCAGUAGUCUGAUAGAAUACAAGAAAUUCUCUCAUUAUUUGAUGACUUUGUAUUUUGUGCUAUUUGGUGGCAGCUAUCAUAUAAGCUUUACUGGAAAAUUUUGAUUGUAUCUUCCCCAUUUUUUUGCAGAACAAAUAGUGGAAAUUAUAUGUAGCACCCCAUCUGCUUUUGAAGGACACAGGAAGUAACUUUUUGAAGGUGCUAAUUAAUUGUUUCUUGUUUU